Tachysurus fulvidraco (yellow catfish) is the source of this 1193-nucleotide messenger RNA. RefSeq names its product DNA damage-inducible transcript 4-like protein-like. The record is from RefSeq and is a predicted model, not a curated record. Gene Ontology annotation, biological process: negative regulation of signal transduction. NCBI's taxonomy places the organism in Eukaryota, Metazoa, Chordata, Actinopteri, Siluriformes, Bagridae. The transcript is spliced from 2 exons. Gene Ontology annotation, cellular component: cytoplasm. Bases 115 to 720 code for a protein of 201 amino acids.
GGUAACGAAAGCUCGCGCUCUAGUUUCUAGAAUGUACGAGAACGAAGUGAAGAGACAGAUUGUGGUCGAGGCGGCCGGAGAAUCCUCAGAGUUUAGUGAAGAAACGUCGCUAAAAUGGUCUAUAGUCAGGCUUUGGUGUUUGGUUACGGCUUGUCCGCCGGUUCCGAAGAGGAUAACCUAACCGAGAUGUGGAGAAAAGUGCUGCAGCGCUUCAGAGCCCGUAAACAAACCGUCGGACGCCUCAGAAAAACCAGCAGCUCCAUAAGUCUGGAGUCAGAGUGCAGUAUAGAGGACGAUGACCUGGAAGCGAGUAUCCAGCUGCAGCAGCAGGAGUUGGCUGUGCUGAUUGAGAAGUGUCUUGUAAAGGCGAAAGCUUCCAGUUUGCACUGCAGCGAGCUGCUGGUUCCGACUCGCAUGUGCACGCGUAUAGCUGGAGACAUUCUCCGUGCUUCUGAACAUGAGCCCUGCGGUGUGAGAGGAGCGCUCAUUCACCUGUUCACUGAGACCCAGGCCGGUUUACAAAAAGUGGGCACGGUGACACCAGAACACAGCCUCACACCCACCUUCGAGCUGUCCGUGGUGUUCCAAGUCCAUCCUCAGCGCUGGCCGCCUUUAGAGCACCUGCUCGGGACAGAGAAAGUCCUGCGGCUCCGACCAGAGUAUCGCCUCAUCAAAAGGAAGCUGUACUCGUCCGCUAGCCCUACACUGAUCGAGUUUUGAGUACAGGAGCCGUGUAAAAACGAGGGACUGAGUAUGAUCUGUAUCACUGAGUUCAAGAAAACUGUUACAAACAAUUUUGCACAUUCCACUAAUUUGCUGUUAUUAAGAAUUCCUUGCCUUUCCUACAGAAGAUACAGGACCUCGUUACUGCUGACCUUUAUUUUUGCAACCUUUGCACAUUUCUGUACUGUUUACAGCAUGUAUGAAUGUUAUUUCCAUUAACAGAACUUCUGUUUUAGGUAUGUUUUCAGAUGCACUGUGGGGGUUGGGGGUUUUUUAUAUCUCCCUGGAAAACAUCAUUUCAAACAGACGGGUUUAUCUUUGGUAUUAAAUUUGUUCCUGAUCCUUAGAUAAUUUAUUUUUCCAUAUGUUAAAGGAGCUAAGCUGGAUUUGUCUCCUUUUUUUGUGCAUUUAAACUUUUCCCCUCAGGAUUAAAGAAAAAUAAAAUCUUUGCACUGUGUUCAAAUCUCAAA